Molecule: messenger RNA, 801 nt
Organism: Plasmodium coatneyi
Lineage: Eukaryota; Apicomplexa; Aconoidasida; Haemosporida; Plasmodiidae
Exons: 2
Coding region: 1-801 (266 amino acids)
Source: RefSeq, a predicted model, not a curated record
AUGACGAACAGUAUCAACAGAAAUUUCAUCAUUAAAUUUGUAACAUUUAUUUUCUUUACUUGGACAUAUCAGAAAUAUGACAAUGAAGUUUCAUUUAGCGAGGGCUUGAAGAAUAUCUAUAAUGGCGGCAAGGAUUCCUCGUAUACUGCAGAAUAUAGGUUAUUAUCAGAACAAGAUUUAAAAACGGAAUUAUAUGACAAUGAAUUGGAGGAGUAUUUAUUAAAUGACAGAGAUGAUGGAAUGUUCCAAUUUGAUAGUAAUGAUUCGUUAUUAUAUGAUGAGUUUCCAGAAAGUUGCUCAAAUGAUUUGACAAUUUAUAAAAGACACUGUACGCGUAAAUGUCCCAGAAGGACAGGUUUAAGAAGAUUGUACUCUCAUUGUAAAAGGAAAAUAUGCGAUGAGAUUUAUAGAAUAGGUGAAGAUGAAAUAGGUACUCGUAGUUAUAACAUAAAAUUAAAAGAAAGUAUAAUUAGAAAAUUUCGUAAACGGAAUAUUGUAAUAUGCUCAUUUCUAUUGAUUGCGAUAUUAUCAAUUUCGUAUAAAAAUGUGAACAACCUAACCAUAUUUACACAGACGCAAUUUCUAUAUGGUAUUCUUCUUAUAAUAUUAACAUGUACAAUUUUACUACCGAUCAUUUACACUAUAACGAAAGUUGUGAAGCAUCAUAGAUUAAAAGCAGGAAGGAGUACAUUAAGUCCCGGACAGUGCUGUAUUUCCUAUAAAGAUACUUUUCCACCUAAGCGGUAUUCAGGAUGGAGUUUAGGUUUAGGAUGGGGAUCAGGUUUAGGGUUCAGGCCUUAG